Lotus japonicus is the source of this 542-nucleotide messenger RNA. RefSeq lists its product as uncharacterized. The record is from RefSeq and is a predicted model, not a curated record. The coding region runs from base 100 to 342 and encodes 80 amino acids. The transcript has 3 exons. Lineage: Eukaryota; Viridiplantae; Streptophyta; Magnoliopsida; Fabales; Fabaceae.
AACAGAAAUUCUCACAAAUUAGGGUUUUUCUGAAACCCAUUAUUAUAUCCCUGAACUGAACUGCGUGUUUGUGAUUCCGGAACAACAAAGAGUGAAAAAAUGUCGAAGAAGAACAAUCUCGCAAAGAGAAAGAAGCAAUACGAAUUCGAUCUCCGAAGAGAGAAGCUAGAGAAGGAAAAGAAGGAGAAGAAGCUCCAUGCCAAGAAAAACAAGAUGAAAUUGGAUGGUAAAGACAAGAAGAAGGGUGGAAGUGGAUUUCAGGUGGGGAAGAGAAAAGUGAAGACCAAGUUGACAGCUCUGGCUAAAGCUAAAGCUGCUCAGGCUAUGGAGCUCGACGCGUGAGGCUUGUUUGACUUGGGUAAUUCUAGAUGAUGCUUUAAGAAUGAUAGAUGAUAGAGUUCUUUUGAGGUUUGAUAUGAGGGUGUGAACUGUAUAUUAGAAGACUAAUCUUAUUGUAGUUGCUGUUUCUCUUUGCAGUUUUGUCUCUAAUCAACUAUCUACUCUCAUCUUUACAUUUUGUAAUUGAUUGAUAAGUUUUUCUA